AUGACGAACACCGCAGAUCAUGCUUCUUCGGGCGAUUCGAACCCAGCAAGGGCAGCACCAGGUGGCAGCCCAUCAUCAAACCCGAAUAAGGCCAACUCAUCGGCAACAGCAACUCAAAAGUCCGACAUUGGAUUCUUACAGGACUCUCGACCACACAAUAUACAUCAUUAUCCCGAAAAUACUAAUGUGAGACAUAAUGGCCGUGGAUUGCCCUCAGCGUCGCUGAGCAUGAGCGGCAUGAGGUCCGCACUACCCGGUUACCAAGCCCACACUGUUGUUUUUGACCGGCGUGCGAUGCCGCAGCACUUUGUCCCUACAGAACCUGGUCAUGGAGUGGUAUACUCAUCAAUGCACCCUUUACCAUUGUUCCCCGAGACAACACCAAAUAUGAAUAUGCCUUUCAAUAACCCAUUCCCUCAAUCAUAUUCACUUCACUCACACGAGCAGCAGCAACAACAACAACAUAUGCCACCUCAGCAUACUGGGCCUGGGUAUCAGCAGCUAGGUUACAGCUCACCAGCGCACUUGGGAAUCCCGCCAGCCGGAUACGAGCAAACUUAUUAUGCCCCGCCUAUGUAUAUGGCAUCUCAUGGACAGAGUGCAGUUCAAGCGAAUGUGACAAUUCACUUACAUCCACAUCACCCAUCCCACAAUACUCAAGAGAACUUUGCUAAAUCAUCAGCAACCCUUUCAAAAAUGUCCAUAUCACGUACUGCAGAGUCGGACUAUGACGUCUCAAAGACUAUUGUAGACGGGUCAAACCCCAUGAGAUCCACGCAAGCUCGGCCUUCCGCAAUGGAUACAGCCCCACACCCAAUCAAUAGUACCAGCAUUGUAACACUGCGAGGACCCCCAAGGAAGCCAAAGCAAUCUGGCCAUGCUUUAUGGGUUGGCAACCUACCCCCUGGAACAGACAUUAAUGAACUGAAAGACUACUUCGCCCAGGAUGCCACUAAAGAUGUUGAAAGUGUCUUUCUCAUAUCGAAAAGCAACUGUGCCUUUGUCAAUUACAAGACAGAGGUGGCCUGCCUUGCAGCACUACCAAGAUUCCACGACACCAGGUUCCAUGGAGCACGUCUCGUCUGUCGACUGCGUCAAGGUUCGAUGUCUCCUGCGCCGCAGCCCGAUUCAUCGAGUUGUUCAUCUCAAGCUGGGAACGGUGCUGGCGCUAUACACAACGAGCAGAUUGGAAAUAUGAUGGUGAAAAAGAUAGCUGAUAGCAAAUAUUCAAGGCCUCGAAUUCCAAACAGAUAUUUCAUUGCCAAAAGCCUGUCUAUGGAUGACCUCGAACUGAGUAGACAAAGUGGGAUCUGGGCAACGCAGGCGCACAACGAGGGCAACUUGAACCAGGCCUAUCAGACAGCUGAUAACGUCUACCUUGUCUUUUCCGCCAACAAGUCUGGCGAGUAUUAUGGGUACGCCCGGAUGGUGUCUCCAAUCCAAGAGGACGACGGCUUGAUUAUGGAGAUGCUGCCUCGCCCUGACCACAUCCAGGCCGAGCCCGAGGACUUGGAUUUGACACCAACUCUAGCGACGUCCACCGCCCCAAAUGGUCGGAUUAUCAAUGAUACUGCGCGGGGGACAGUGUUCUGGGAAGCAGACUCAUCGGAAGAUGAAGGUGGAAGCAAAGUUGAUAAGAGCGUUACGGACGUAGCCGAGGAGGUAUCAGAGUCGGGGUUCCAAUCUAUAGGGAAGCCGUUCCGGAUCCAAUGGCUUUCGACAGAACGAGUCCCUUUCUACCGCACACGUGGUUUGCGGAACCCUUGGAACGCAAACCGAGAAAUCAAAAUCGCUCGAGAUGGCACUGAGAUUGAGCCGGCUGUCGGGGAGAGGCUUGUGCAGCUAUUCCACACACCUUACCCUGGAUGA
Molecule: messenger RNA, 1869 nt
Organism: Aspergillus bombycis
Lineage: Eukaryota; Fungi; Ascomycota; Eurotiomycetes; Eurotiales; Aspergillaceae
Product: putative YT521-B-like splicing factor
Exons: 4
Coding region: 1-1869 (622 amino acids)
Biological process (GO): mRNA splicing, via spliceosome; regulation of alternative mRNA splicing, via spliceosome
Cellular component (GO): nucleoplasm
Molecular function (GO): mRNA binding; N6-methyladenosine-containing RNA reader activity
Source: RefSeq, a predicted model, not a curated record